Molecule: messenger RNA, 3599 nt
Organism: Diorhabda sublineata
Lineage: Eukaryota; Metazoa; Arthropoda; Insecta; Coleoptera; Chrysomelidae
Gene: Vps51
Product: vacuolar protein sorting-associated protein 51 homolog
Exons: 1
Coding region: 81-2312 (743 amino acids)
Biological process (GO): Golgi vesicle transport; retrograde transport, endosome to Golgi; lysosomal transport
Cellular component (GO): membrane; EARP complex; GARP complex
Source: RefSeq, a predicted model, not a curated record
ACAGAACAUAACCUUAGAGUAAGUUAUGUGAGAAUAGUAAUCAAUCAACAACGUAAAUAUUUACUUUUUAAGAGGAUAAAAUGGCUGAAAAAAAGGCAAAUUGUUUGGAUAUUAAUGGACCUAAUUUUAAUCCGAAUAUGUAUUUAGAAAAAAUAUUCAAAGAAUACACUUUAAAACAAAUAUUGGAUCACGAAAGUGAAGUUGUUAAAGAUACACAAACACUACACUCUGAUAUGCAGACACUGGUUUACGAAAAUUACAAUAAGUUUAUAUCAGCAACAGAUACUAUCAAGAAAAUGAAAUAUGAUUUCAAAAAAAUGGAAACUGAAAUGAAUUUAUUAGCUUCAAAUAUGGCCUCUAUUACAUCGUUUUCUGGUCAAAUAAAUAAUACUUUACAAGACACACGUCAAAAAAUUAGCAAAUUAUCUGGUGUACAUGCCUUGUUACAAAAAUUGCAGUUUCUUUUUAAGUUACCAAAUACGCUUAAAGCUCGAAUGGAAGAAAGGAACUAUAUCUUAGCAACUCAAGACUAUCUUCAUGCACAGAGAGUCCUGCAACAAUAUGGUGAUAUGCCUUCAUUCCAGGGAAUUAAAGGUGAUUGUGAAUUAAUUGUGAAUGAGUUGAAAAUAGAAUUAAGGAAACAGUUUUCAAAUCCAAAUGCUUCAGCUAAAGAACUAACAGAAGCAGUUGAUUUGUUAUUAAAAUUAGAUGAACCAGCAAAAGAACUAUGUAUGGAAUUCUUGUCAUGUGCUGAAAAACGUCUUGCCGAACAGUUAGUUAUGUUGAAAGAUCAAAGUGAACAACGUGAUAUCAUAGAGUUUGUUGACCUUGGUUGUUCAGGAUUUUUGAGUGAUUUAUGUUUGAUUGUUGCUUCUUUUCAUGAUAUGUUCAUAAAUAGAGUACAUACUGAGAGUAUUGAAAAUAGUGAUAUUUUUGAAAAUUUUGCUGCUGUUGAAUUGGAUAGUUUUGUGCAAGAUAAUAUGAAAAAGUAUUUUGAGUUAGUCCAGAAUAAAGUAGAUUCUGAACAAGAUGUCGGCGAUACUAGCAUAUUAGUACAAGCUCUUGAUAGAUUUUAUAAAAGAAUAGAAAGCAACACCCUUUGUAAAGACAUAGACUUUGCUAAAGUUGCAGCAGAUAUUGUUAUUAAUGCUGCUAGAAAGCAAUGUAAAUCUCAUCUGCAAAUUCUAAAAAUGCAUUUUGCCGACACCUUAACAAAAAUUAGACAAACAUUAAGUACCCCUAAAUUAAUCAAUCAAGAAGAAUCAACUAAAAAUUUAAAUGAACUACUUAAUUCUUUGGUUGUCACAAUUGUUGAAAAAGUAAAAGGAGUAUUACAAGAUUUAGUCGUGUUCCUUGAACCAACUGUAAAUUUUGCAAACAAACCACAAUUUAAAGAUAGUUUUUGUAUAGAUAAUGUAAGAGAAGGUUUAAUUGUAUGCUUUCUUCAUCACUUAACAGCUACUGCAAGGAGUUUUUGUGCUAAAGGAGCAUCAGAUCCAAAAAUGCCACCUACAUUGUUACUAGUGUUAUCUAAAUUUUGUAUAGAUUUUCAAAAUGGGCAUGUGCAUUUUAUAUUAUCUCAAACUGACGAAUUGUUUAAUAUAAAUUCAAAAGAUAAUCUUUCUCUUACAAAUGAAACUGAAAUAAAUAAUGCAAUGCAAGAAUCAGCACAAGAAUUGUUGAAUUAUUAUGUAAGAAUUCAAGGACUUAACUGUUCUCAGAUGCUUAGAAAGAGUGUAGAAACUAGGGAUUGGUUACAUACUAUUGAACCAAGAACAGUUAGAGCAGUUAUGAAGAGAGUAGUAGAAGAUAUAGCAGUGAUAGACUCAACAGUAUCUCAAUUGUAUGAAGACCAAGGAAAUAAUGGUACAGAACAUAGCAGUGAUUCUAGUCGUAAAGCCCAUAGCAUAUCUCUUCCCAGACAUCAGUAUCGUUCUAAUUGGUCAAAUUACACUCCAAAUCCUUUAGAUUCUGCCUUAGUCUCCAACAUGCAUAGACUAUUUAGUGAAAGAAUAGAUAUAUUUUCAUCUGUACAAUUCAAUAAGAUUUCAAUUUUAACCGGAAUUAUAAAAAUCAGUUUGAAAACAUUUAUGGAAUGUGUUCGUCUCAAAACAUUUAGCAAAUAUGGAUUACAACAAAUUCAAGUGGAUACCCACUAUUUGCAGUUGUAUCUUUGGAGGUUUGUGGCUGACGAGAAUCUAGUCCACUUCUUAUUAGACGAAAUAUUAGGUUCCGCUGCACACAGGUGUCUGGAACCAGUUUUAAUGGAACCAAGUGUUGUUGACAUUAUUUGUGAAAGGGGACAAAAUUAAGUACGUUUUUUUAUUGAAAUAGCAAAUGAUUUUAACAUACAUAAAUGUAUUUAAUCUAUAGUUAUAAACAUAAAUUGUAAUAUUGUAUUCAAUAUAAAUGUUAUUUAUUCAAUAAUCUUUACUCGCGCAAAAGUAUCCACAGUUAUCAGUUUCAGCAACAAUUGAUGCUGAUUUUUAAUGCUGACACCCAAAUUGUAAUUCAUUUUUUGAAAGCGGGACCUAGGGCAAGUAAUAAACCUUCAAACUAUCAGACAAUUAUAUAAGAAAUGUGUUACUUGUUCCCUUGUUUUUUUAUCAAUAUAAUUUGGUUCGACUUUAGUCAUUUUUGAAAACUUAUGACUGUAAUUACUAACUAACUAUGUAUGUUACAGAAAUAUUUUUAAAGACUAAAAUUUGACUAACAUUGUUCCAAGGUUAAGGUUGCUUUUUAUUUUAGGAUAUGAACUCUUAUACUGAUCUUGACAAUUCUUUGAUCCUUUGUAAGUUUUCGUUUGGAUCAGCUCUGUUUGUUUCAAUUGUUUGCUUUCAUUUAAUUUUUCAACAGGAAAAUUAAUAAAAAUGAACAGAAAAGUGAUUGAAGCGAAAAUAUACAAAAUCCAAGGAAAUUUGUAUUAAGAAAUUAUAAAAGAAAUAGAGGAAAUAUUAAUAUGAGACCAGUUAGAAGAUCAUUAUUUAGUUCUCUAAUAAAAGACAAUGAGAUGAAAGUAUCUAAUUAUUUAUGUAGAAAAGACAAAACAAUAUAAAUAUCCAACUUGGAAUGGAAGAAAAGAGAAAAGAUGCAGAGAACAUGAAAGAAAUUGUAGUAUAAUAAUAGAGAUACCAAAUGAAACAAGGAAACUUAGAACGAUCAAAAGUGUGAAGAAUCGAAAGAAAAGAUAAAUUCAAUGCAUUAGAUUACAAACCAAAGAGUAGAUGUUUUAAAAGAUAAUACUAAUAAUAUAUUUUGUUAAAGACUUAAAGAAAAGUCGAAACGUCAAAAUUUAUUUUUCUUUUAAAAAUUAUCAAAAACAAAACUAAUUUUGAAACAGAAGAGACCUAAAAUCAAGAACAUUAUAUAUAUUAAGCAUCGUGUAUUAGAUUCCGUGUCAAGAAUUUUUGAAUCUUUAUAAUUGAAUUUGUUUUUUUUAUAUAUUUCAUGAUUCGUUAAUGCAGUUCUAUUUUUUUAUCGUAUUGAUGACCUCUUAGUCUAUUUUUUAAAUACUGAGAUGUUUGCCCUAUGUAGACAGCGUCACAAUUAGUACAAAGCACUUGAUAAAUAAUAUUACUUCUUUUGUUUUUUUGGAUGAA